AUGGAGACGCGUAGAGCCGACGCACUCAGAGACCUUGGUCAGGUCCCCGAGGUUUCUUUGGAGUAUUACAAGCGAUCUAUUCUUCCACAUGUUGCCUAUCGAGACCAUGUUGAAGAGAUCAUUCAUGUUCUCGAGGACGAUGGGGUACUGAAGGUAUUCGAAGGCGAAUCCCGAACACGAUGGGCGGAUUUCCCUAAUGACCCCAAGCAUAGCGGCAUUGCAGAAAACGAAACAUUCAAGUAUAUGGCGACUAUUGCAGCAGCUAUCGUCAAAGCGGCUCAGCAGAAGGGCACAAUGAUUCAUUCGCCUCCGAUGGACACUAUAGACUUCUCCGAUCCAGAUGUCCCAAGUACAUUCCAAACGCGAGGUCUAGUACGGUUGUGGACGCGUCUACUGACUUGGACACCUCUUGCCUGCGAUCGGCCAGCGCUAGAAGAAUACAAGCGUGGCGACCACAAUGACGACCAAAAUGAUAAUGUCGCAAAAUUGGUUGGGAACGUGUCUCAAGCUAUGUAUGAUGACCCUACUCGUCGCUUCAUGUUUGGAACGACUAUUGAAAAUGCGACGGCUCGUUUCUGGUUCUUCUCCCGAGCCAUCGUCCUUGUAUCUGAAUCAUUCAACUUCGUCAAGGACUGCAACCAUUUGUUCCAGCAUGUGCUUUCCUUGUCCUUUGCGACUGAAGAAGAACCUGGCUAUGAUCUAUCCGUUACCCGUAUCGCUUAUCCCCUUGACGAAAAUCCCUCAGCACACAUCAUCCAAUAUGAUUAUCGUGUAGGCGAGAACACAUACCGGACCAUUGAAUGUCUCACCUCGUUCCGCGCAAGUGGCCUUCUGUCUAAUGUGUGGAUACCUUCUGACGCUAAAACGGAACUCGAAAUCCAACAAGAGAUAUUUCGUAGUAUCGAGGAGAACUGUCUAGACAUUGACAGAGAAUAUCGAAAGCAUUUUAUGGAUGUUUUGCAGUGCGGUGUGGUGCAGACCUCUCAGAACCACGACGACGAUAUGCCGGUCAUUAAAAGAUCUGCCGGUGUGCCUACGGGUGGGUGCUACGUUAAACUAAAGGCUACUUCGGAAUUGGAACGUCUUUACAAAAGCAGGAAACACGUUCGAGUAGUGUUUGAAGAUGUCGGAGUGCCUCUUAGCAAAGUGCGGCAGCAUGAUGUCUUGUUCACGGCUCUCGCAAACGCACUGAAAGGUCUUCAAUACAUGUUUAUGGGCCAUUACGUUCAUCGGGAUAUUUCCGCCGGCAAUAUCCUUCUGUGUGAUGGAAUGGCGAAGAUAUCUGACCUUGAAUACGCCAAGAAGUUCCCAUCUGGCCCAAAAGACGAUCCGAAAACAGGCACUCCGGUCUACAUGGCCGUAGAGGCGCAAGAUAGAAGAUAUUUCCUCACUGUCGAAGAGCCGAAGCCGGUGCGCGGGGAACCUCCUCAGCCUCCGGUGCGUUCGAUCUUUUGCACAAUCACCUACACGACGUGGAAUCACUUUUCUGGAUCGCUUGCGGAGUGUGGACUGCAAGGCCAGUUAUUCAACGCCAUUUUUCCCCGCUGUAUGGACGGUGGAACUGCUCGCCGUCGCCUGUUUUUCUCUGCGGAUUUCCAGGACGCGGAGGAUAUUUUAUCUGUGGAAUACAAGCCUGCCCUGGAGCAGUUUAUUUACCUGCGGAGCGCCCUGGCCUACAAGUACAACCAAAAUUUCGACUCGGUCUAUGCCACGGACGAUCCUGACAUGGUUGCUUUUCAAGCUUUGGUUGAUGCAGCAUAUAAUGGUGAUACGCAGCUGUUACCCGAAGACAUUGGUAUCAUCGUACCAUGGCGGGCACUAGUCUUUAGAGAAGAGAACGGCGAUCGGGCAGGCAAUAGAAUUUAUGCUGAUGAUGGAUCAGGCCGUUCAGGCUGUGGACAUGACGAGGAACCACCUCACAAGAAGCGGCGUGCAGGAGGGAAUGCGAAAGAGAGGAAUUUAUCUCUCGAGUUGUCUCGAAGAGUAGUGUGAUGUUGACUCCGGGAAAUGAGAGUGGUUAUCUUGAACUACGGUUCUUUCAUAAGUCGAGCGGGUGGGAAGGACGUUUAUUCAGCUGCCAUUGGAUUCGCCGGGUUCAUAGGUCUACAUUGCCUCGACACCUCCCACGCAGUGUCACACACCAUUCUAUCUUGCCUUCAUGUUUUGUAGGUUCUUAUCCAAUGUCACUUCUCGUUACUUGGUUAUUGCGGGUUCCUAUGUCUUGGAAGCUCUCCUGGUCGGUGUAUCGUCUAAAGGGGGGAAAUUGGGACUCCAGAGAGAGCCAUGUCCAAUUCUCAAGUCUGCUAUGCAGUGGCUGACCACGUUGACCAGUUA
Messenger RNA from Desarmillaria tabescens, 2334 nucleotides. RefSeq lists its product as uncharacterized. The transcript has 11 exons. Gene Ontology annotation, biological process: protein phosphorylation. Bases 1 to 1992 code for a protein of 663 amino acids. Gene Ontology annotation, molecular function: protein kinase activity. The record is from RefSeq and is a predicted model, not a curated record. Lineage: Eukaryota; Fungi; Basidiomycota; Agaricomycetes; Agaricales; Physalacriaceae.